Molecule: messenger RNA, 1862 nt
Organism: Canariomyces notabilis
Lineage: Eukaryota; Fungi; Ascomycota; Sordariomycetes; Sordariales; Chaetomiaceae
Product: asparaginase
Exons: 3
Coding region: 305-1768 (487 amino acids)
Cellular component (GO): cytoplasm
Molecular function (GO): asparaginase activity; beta-aspartyl-peptidase activity
Source: RefSeq, a predicted model, not a curated record
CCAGGAUCGCUGCUUAACUCCGCGCAUGUCAAUCGGAAGGCGUAGCAUUUCCGUUAGCAGUUGCAAUCCUUCUGACACACCCUGCAGUGCGAUGCUCGGGCGUCAACAUGAAUGUACCGUAGCGGGUACCUGUACUUGUACAUACUCCGUACUCCGUACCUGAGCGAGAGAUAAGAUAAAGGACCUUUGGCCGAGGUCGCACCCGCGCUUCCUCUAUAUCUGCCCAUUCUCCGCUCCAACUUCGAGACGUGUAGUCAACUCCAAUAGCUUUUCUUUGAGGAGCGAUCAAAGCUCCCUGUACAGAAUGGAAUACAAGCGCCAGCAACCAGCACCUCCUAAGCUGCAACCACGGCUUAUCAUCCAUGGCGGUGCGGGCAACAUCACCCCGGCCAACUUCCCCCCGGACCGAUACCAGGAAUACCGCACCGCGCUCCUAACAAUCGUAUCCAAGGCCCACCGGUACAUGACUACGCCCAUCGCGUCCUCAUCCACUCUUCCGUCCGCCUUAGCUGUGGCCACACACGCCGUGACUCUGCUUGAGGACAACCCGCUUUUCAACAGCGGCCAUGGCGCCGUCUUCACGCGGGACGGCACCAACGAGCUGGAGGCGAGCGUCAUGGUCUCGCGGGGCCACCUGAAACGAGGCGUGGGCGUGUCCGGGCUGCGCCACGUGCGUAACCCGAUUCUGCUCGCGCGCGCGGUCCUUGAGAAGGGCGACACCGACCUGCUCCCGCCCAGCCCCAAGCAACGACGGGCGCAAGCAAAGGCAGCAGCAGACCUAGCCUUGGAACACGAGGGAGAGGGGCAGCAACAAGAAAGAGGAGGGGACAAACACAAACACAAACUCAACGUCCCCUCCGCCCAGGGGCACACACACAUCCACGGCGCGGCGGCGGAGCAAUUGGCGGCACAGUACGACCUUGAACUAGUUCCCACGGGGUACUUCUUCACGGAGCGGCGGUGGGAGGAGCACCUGCGGGCGCUGAAGCGAGAGCGGGAGGGCGACGGCCUCGGCACGUGGAGCGCCGACGAGUACCUGCCGCAAGGGACGUGCGGGGCGGUGGCGCUGGACGCGGACGGGACCCUCUGCUGCGCGACGAGCACCGGAGGGCUGACCAACAAGCUGUCUGGUCGCAUCGGGGACACGCCGACGGUCGGGGCCGGGUUUUGGGCUGAGGAGUGGGUUGAUGAGUGUACUUCUUCCUCUUCCCCCUUCGGUGGGGCAGGGUGGCGGUUGGAUCCCGCCUCGGGAGGGGGACCUGGACCGGUCGUGAUGUUGGCUGGUGCGCUGAAGGGGUUGAUGGCGGAUUGUUUGCCUACGCCGUGGGUAUACAGGCCGGUUGCUGCGAGGGAACUGGUGGUCACCAGGUCGCUCGCGCUGUCUGGGACCGGUAAUGGCGAUUCAUUCCUUCGGACUGCGGCGGCUAGAACCGUCGGGUCGAUCGCAAGGUUUGGCGGAAAGCGUUCAACAGAGGCAGUGUCGAGCGUCACUGGGCCCGGUGGAAUGCUGGAGCAGAGCGCUGGAGAUCGCUGGGGGCGGACGGGUGAGGGAGAGGGCGGCAUGAUUGGGAUUGCCUGUGCUGUGGUCCGGGACGGCGAAGGCAACAUGGUUGAGACCAAAUCCGAAAUUGUUCAGGAUUUCAAUUGCGGGGGCAUGUUUCGCGCUUGGGUCGAUGAUAGAGGUGUCGCAUUUGCUCAGAUAUGGAGGGGCGAUGCGGAGCGCGCUCAUGUCUCCGCUGGUUUGGGCAUCCACGCUCGCCCCUUUUGAUGGCGAAGUGUAACCAACCAAUUCUAUGUUACAUGGAACGCCGCCACCUGUAAUGCUGACCGUCAUGAAUGCGUACAAAAAUACACGUCCUGGC